AUGGAAGUUUCGACCAUUCUUCGCCGGAAACCCAUAUCGGAACCGCCGGGAAACUUCCACGGCCGGAGCUCCACCGGUUCAAGAAUUGUUCGGAUUUCAAUGACUGACCCGGAUGCUACGGACUCGUCUUCUAGUGACGAAGAUACCUUGAAUUACCCCCGCCGCCGUGUGAAGCGUUAUGAAAUUGAGUUGUCCGUCGGGACGGCGGGGGACGGCGGCGGUUGUGGUGCCCGGAAGAGGAAGAGGAAGAGGAAGGCGGUGGGUAAUGUGAGUAAAUUUCGCGGUGUCCGGCGGCGACCGUGGGGGAAAUGGGCGGCGGAGAUACGUGACACCGGCCGUCGUGUACGACUGUGGUUGGGGACUUACGAUACGGCGGAGGAGGCUGCAAUGGUGUACGACAGCGCCGCCUUGAAGCUCCGAGGACCGGCGGCUUUGACCAACUUUCCCACUCAUACUCCGCCGCCAUCUACCGGCGAUGAGCCGUCGUCUCCGACGAACAUUUCUUCUCCGACAUCGGUCCUCUACAGAACCCAGUUCACCGAAUGUUCGUCGUCUUACCGGGCCGUUAACGAUUCGCCGGUGGUGGAUUGCCCCUUCUCCGACGACAUAUUCAAAUCGAGUGUUUUGGAAUCGCCUCUUUUUCCAGAGUACCAAUCAACUCUUAUAACAGAAGCACCAUGGAUCGAUGCGGACGGCGGCGCUAGGUCCAGCGACUUGGUGGCGGCGGCGGGGUCCGUCGAAAUAGUAGAAGAUCAUGAUUAUUUUGAAGAAAUUUUGAUGGGGUCGGAUCCUUUGGUGGUCCUAUGA
Messenger RNA from Cucumis melo (muskmelon), 807 nucleotides. Its product is annotated as ethylene-responsive transcription factor CRF1-like. The coding region runs from base 1 to 807 and encodes 268 amino acids. Lineage: Eukaryota; Viridiplantae; Streptophyta; Magnoliopsida; Cucurbitales; Cucurbitaceae. The record is from RefSeq and is a predicted model, not a curated record. Gene Ontology annotation, molecular function: DNA-binding transcription factor activity; DNA binding. The transcript has a single exon. Gene Ontology annotation, biological process: regulation of DNA-templated transcription.